GAAUGGGUCAAACAAUGCUUAUUGGAGCAACUUGGCCGCUGCUUCUUGCAGCACUGGAAAUCCCAUCGACGACUGUUGGCGGUGUGAUCCUAAUUGGAACAAGAAUCGCAAGCGCCUCGCUGAUUGUGCCGUUGGGUUUGGCAGGAAUGCCAUCGGUGGCCGCAACGGCAGGAUCUAUGUGGUCACCGACUCCUCCGACCCCCAUCCCGUCAACCUCAAACCCGGCACUCUCCGCCAUGCCGUUAUCCAAGUGGAGCCCCUCUGGAUCGUCUUCGCACGUGACAUGACCAUCAAGCUAAAGGCGGAAUUAAUAAUGAAUUCCCAUAAAACUAUCGAUGGUCGAGGAGCGAAUGUUCACAUUGCCGGUGGACCAUGCAUCACCAUUCAAAACGUGAAGAACAUCAUCAUCCAUGGCAUAAGCAUCCACGACUGUAAGCAGGGAGGGAACACCAUGGUGAGGGAUUCCCCUGCCCAUUACGGUUGGAGGGGUGUGAGUGACGGCGAUGCCAUUUCCAUAUUCACCGGAAGCAACGUGUGGAUUGACCACUGUUUCUUCUCCAACUGCUAUGACGGCCUAAUCGACGUGAUUCGAGGAUCAACAGCGAUUACCAUAUCAAACAACCAUAUGACCCGCCAUGACAAGGCCAUGCUUUUUGGUGCCAGCGACGCCUAUACAGAGGACAAGAAGAUGCAAGUGACUGUGGCUUUCAACCGAUUCGGGGAAGGUCUUGGCCAAAGAAUCCCAAGGUGUAGGCAUGGGUAUUUUCAUAUAUUGAACAAUGACUACAAGCAAUGGGGACAGUAUGCAAUUGGAGGGAGUGCUGCACCAACCAUUUACAGCGAGGGAAACUUGUUUUUAGCUCCCAACAACAGAUUCCACAAGGAGGUUACCGCCCGUCAAAAUGCAGCUGAGAGUGAGUGGAGGAAGUGGAAUUGGAAGUCAAAAGGAGAUAAGCUGGUGAAUGGCGCAGACUUCAGAAAUUCCGGCAAUCAAGCAUCCGCAAUCUUCAACGUCACAACGAACGUGGGAGCAAGACCAGUCUCGCUAGUUGGCUCCAUAACUCAGCACGUAGGUCCACUCAAUUGCAGGACUGGCUCACGCUGCUGAUUAUCUUUAACUAAUUUAGGCUCCCUCCAUACACACAGAUUAUAAAUAAGGAUUGAUUAAACAAGUAGGUGAUAGGCAAAAGUAUUCUGAAACGCCUUUUGUAUCCAUCUCCUAAGCAAAUAAAAUCCAAGUGAUGUGAGCUUGCCGGGGACUUCAAUUUUGAGGGCCUCCAACUCAAGUUCUAGAAGAUAUAGGAAAGGGUAGUGCGAUGGGAGGUCUGUGGUCAAGCUAGUUGACUCAUCAUGGGCUUGUAACCAAUCGAAAAAAUAACGUUGAUAUCUAGUUGGGAUAUCAUCUUAUGUAGUUUUAUUUAUCCUAAUAAUGAUGAAUAUAUGUCGUUAAUUAUUUCAAAA
Messenger RNA from Malania oleifera, 1461 nucleotides. Its product is annotated as probable pectate lyase 18. Gene Ontology annotation, molecular function: pectate lyase activity. The transcript is spliced from 3 exons. Bases 284 to 1108 code for a protein of 274 amino acids. The record is from RefSeq and is a predicted model, not a curated record. Lineage: Eukaryota; Viridiplantae; Streptophyta; Magnoliopsida; Santalales; Ximeniaceae.